AUAAAUGGCAUGAUAAUUUUAUUUUUCACUGCACCAUGAAAAUUAUGUAACUGGCUCUGGCUUGACCCAACUCGUGUACAUUUGACUUUGUAUACAACAGUUUUCAGGGGUAAUGUGCGCCUGAUAAGCGCAGGCGUGACGGUAGAAAAUCUCUUGCAUCAGUUACACUGUCUUCUUUCUUACAGGGUCUCCGCCCCAAGUGGAGACUGGAAGUGGGAGUGAACGCCUCUGUACCCGGACCCUUCGGAUUCUUCUAACUUGAGGAAAGGAAGUAGAAGAACUUGGCCUAUAGCAGGGGAGCGUUCGGGUUCUGGGGCGGGACACGCUGAUAGGCUCCACCCCUUGCGCUGCAAAGCAAACGGGGCCUGCAUCACACUCGGGUUUGUUCAGAGAAGAGGAGGAGGCGCUUGCUGGCGUUGCCAAGGGCGUAGUGGCGCCGCUGUCCAAAUGGAACCCAACCUGCAGUUCUGGAUUUCCGAACGCCAAGCCUUUUUUCGAAGAUUUUGUCAGUGGAUGGAUUUAUUAGAUCCUGUAAACAUGUUUAUUUCAAUUGGAAGCAUAGAAAAAUCACGACAGUUGUUAUUUACCACUGAAGAUGCACCCAAACACUACCUGGAUAACCAAGUGAUUAAAGACGCAUGGAAUAAGAGUCUUUCAACUGUGCACCCUGACAGCAGCAAGUUGAUCCCCCAUCUUUUUCGACCUGCAGGGAUUGCUGAUGGAAAUUCUGGAAGCCAUAGCUUUAAAAGAAUACUUGAGAGGGGCUGGGAAGUGACUUAGUCAAGUACCUUUUGUCUUUCCUGCCUGUGACAGCACCCAUGGUAUUUCUGUUGAUGAUGCCAGACACUGGAAUAAAGUCCAUCAUUUUAACUCAGGGUUGCUUGUAUGGAUACACCACAGCCUUUAACAUCACCAAUGGAAAUGCCAGUUAUAGUCAUGGACCAGUAGAGAGAACAUUGUUGGGAGCAGGGGUGUCUGUGUCUUCAACUUUCAUUGGAUUAAUUCCUCAUCUCUUUCAAAUGAAGUAUCCCCCGAAUAACUUUUGGCUUAAAAGAACCUUGCCAAUCGUCUUUCUUGCCCAAGUCAGUGGAAUGAAUGUUUUUGCAUCCCGCAGUUUUGAAAACCAUCGAGGAAUUGAGGUGAUGGAUAAGGAAGGCCAUGUCGUAGGCCAUUCCAGAAAAGCUGGAAGAAAGGCUAUUAAAGAUACAGCGAAAUCCAGAGCAGUGCUGUUUGGGACCUCAGCCUUGGCCCCUGAACUCUUUAUCCACAUCUUUAAAAGGACGAGGUUUUACCCACAGACUCUGCUGUCACUCGUGAUCCUGAGAAUGAGUUCCACAUUCUUUAUGAUGGGACUGAUGGUGCCAGUGUCAUUCAGCAUGUUUCCACAGAUUGGACAGAUCCAGUGCAGUCAGCUUGAAGAGAAGAUUCAAUCUUCUACAGAAGAAAAGGAACUCUUCUAUUACAGAGGGGUAUAGGAACAAGUUUAUCUCCUGUUUGGAAAUCUUUGGCCCCUUAAAGAGCACUGCCAUGGUCCUCAGGGUUCCCAGCAACACUUGUGCAGCAAGCUGGCUUCAGUGCCUGAGUCUAACCAAAAGAAGAGCAGCACCCAGGGGACUGCUGAGAUGAAGUAAGAGUCAGCCCGGGGAAGGAUAAUGUGACCCUGUGAAUAAACCUGUCUGGAGUUGAAUACUUGAAAGAAAUCAUCAAAAGGUAUACCUUAUCUGGGGUACAAACACUACACUGAUAGCCUCCAGAUAGAUACAAAACUCUGGUGAGCUCAUUAAGGCUUCUAGUCCCUAAGUAGUCCUGUUUCCCUACUUAUUUUAUCUGAUCCCACACUGCAAGCAUUCUGUCUACUUCCCUGGUUUCUGUUGAAAGGACCCUGAUACUUCUAUUUCUAGAAUAACUGAGGCCCCUAGCCAACAACAGCUUCCUGCUCAAUACCAGUCCAGGUCUAUAUAUAGUCAACUCUCUUAGGGAUCCCCAUCUCCCUUCCUCUGGGCCUUGCUCUGUAGUCACUGGGGCAUCUCUGGCUUACUUCUCUCUAUAGACUACUCCCAGGAGCAUUGAAACUGCCUUAACAAACAAACAAACAAACAAACAAACCAUACUUCCUAGCCAAAAUUUCUUCUUCCUUCCUUCCUUCCUUCCUUCCUUCCUUCCUUCCUUCCUUCCUUCCUUCCUUCCUUCCUUCCUUCCUUCCUUCCGAUUCUUCCUCCUUCUUCCCCAGUCCCUUCUUCAAGACAGGGUUUUUCUGUGUUGGUCACAGCCUACAUUCUGCUGAGAUGGCUCUCACCUAAGCCCCAUCCAAGGCUGGACUACCAUUCUGCCAGGCCCUCAUACCCCAACCAGUUGCUACAGUGUACUUGGCUCUUUGGAUGCCCCCACGGGACUCAUGGUUGAGUCAACCAUGCCUUAUCUCAGCUCCCUAGUAACCUUGGGUAAUGGUGACAUCAUUUACCCAGCUAUGUCACUCAACCUCUUAUCCCAGACAGGCAUAAUUUCAUGUGUUAAGAACCCAAGGCUUCAGGUGCUGCUUCAGCUCAGUGCAAUAGCACCCCCUGCUGGCAUUGUCUUGUGGCUUUUUGCCUUGCUCUGGCUGCUCUCUGAAACCUCCUGCUUCUGUCUGGAGACAAAGUUCUGCUUCUUUUUUUUUUCAGAUUUAUUUAUUUAUUAUAUGUAAGUACACUGUAGCUGUCUUUAGACACUCCAGAAGAGGGAGUCAGAUGGUUGUGAGCCACCAUGUGGUUGCUGGGAUUUGAACUCCAGACCUUUGGAAGAGCAGUUGGGUGCUCUUACCCACUGAGCCAUCUCACCAGCCCCAAAGUUCUGAUUCUUAACACCCUUAGAAAACCUCUAUCUUAUUCAUCUCUUGUCAUCCCCUUCUAUGUCCCACAGAACCUAACAUCUGGUUCCUCACAUUAGUUUGUGGGCUUUUCUGUUUUUUUACUGCAACCGUUUCUUCUCUGGAGGCCUAGAGAGCUCACAGUAUUGAGUGAGGUACCCCUUCCACUGGUUUCCAUAGCACCCCAUUUCUCUUAUCAGACCUGCUCCCGGCCACACUACCUCAAGACCUGUUGCCUGGUCCUAUUUCGUAGCAGACUGUCUUUAGAGAAGAUGCAUAUUGUUUGGUUAUUGUGAUAUUUUCACAUUAAACUCACCAAAGGUGUCUACAGGACAGUUGCUUCAAAAUUUGGUUUUAAAAAAGUAUCACAGCAGUCCAAAGAGUCAAAAUUAGAAACAAUGACCUACCAAGUAGCUCAGUGCAGCCAUAGGUGGACACUACACAGAAUUAAAGGUAGAGAAUCAUGGGCUAGAAAAAUGGCUCAGCGUUUGAGUGUGCUUGCUGCUCUUGCAGAGGUUGUGGACUCAUUUCCCAGCACCCAUGUAGCCAGAUGUCAACUCCUGUGUCUCCAGCUCCAGGAGGAUGCAGUACCCAAACAUGUGGCAUAUACAAAGGCACACAUAUAUACAAAUAAGUUUUAGAAAAUGUGUGUGUGGACAAGAUCAGGAGAAUAAGGAAUGUAUGGUGGCCAUAUCUACAAUCCCAGCACCCAGGAAAUGGGCAGAUUUCUAAGAGUUUGAGGCCAGCUUGGUCUAUGUAGCAAGUUCCAGACCAGACAGAACUACAUAGUGAGAUCCUGUCUCAAAAAAUAAAAGGUGAAAAAAAUAAAAAUAAAAGGUAGGGGCUGGAGAGAUGGUUAGAACACUGUCUGCUUUUCCAGAGGUCCUGAGUUCAUGACCACAUGAUGGCUCACAACCAUCUGUAAUGGGAUUUGAUGCCCUAUUCUGGUGUGUCUAAAGACAGUACUCACAUACAUAAAAAAAUAAAAAUAAUAAUGAAAAUAAAAAAAUAAAAGGUAGGAGAUAAAGAGAUGACUCAGGAGUUAAGAACACUUAUUCUUGCAGAGAACUCGGGUUUAGUUCCUGGCACCCACAUAUUGGUUCAUAACCAUCUGUAACUCCAGCCCCAAGAAAGCUAGUGCCUUCUGACUGCCAUGAGCACUAGAUAUACAGUGAUGCAUGUACAUACAUGGAGGCAAAAUACUCAUACACAUAAAUCAAGAAACCAUAAGAUGAGCAAAGUCUCCACGUGGAAGACUGCCUUACUACUUACUACUUAAAGCUUUAUCAAAAUG
Molecule: messenger RNA, 4139 nt
Organism: Mus musculus (house mouse)
Lineage: Eukaryota; Metazoa; Chordata; Mammalia; Rodentia; Muridae
Gene: Sfxn4
Product: sideroflexin 4
Exons: 15
Coding region: 819-1475 (218 amino acids)
Biological process (GO): monoatomic ion transport; monoatomic ion transmembrane transport; transmembrane transport
Cellular component (GO): membrane; mitochondrial inner membrane; mitochondrion
Molecular function (GO): monoatomic ion transmembrane transporter activity
Source: RefSeq, a predicted model, not a curated record